UAUUAAAAAUAAAAUAAAAUAAAAUACUAAUAAAUAUAUCGGAGGCUAGUAAGGUUAAAUUGUUAAGCCCUUUUCUUCUACCACUACCACACGCCUUUUUCUGGCUUUCUCGUUCACUCUCUCUAGUUCUUCACAGUAGCGAAAAUGUUGUUUUUCUCGUAUUUCAAAGAUUUGGUGGGAAGAGAAGUGACGGUAGAACUCAAGAACGAUUUGGCCAUCAGAGGGACAUUGCAUUCUGUUGAUCAAUACCUCAACAUCAAGCUCGAAAAUACUCGUGUUGUUGAUCAAGACAAGUACCCUCACAUGCUUUCUGUAAGGAACUGCUUCAUCAGAGGAUCGGUGGUGAGAUAUGUGCAAUUGCCUCCAGAAGGUGUGGACAUUGAACUAUUGCACGAUGCUACAAGGAGAGAGGCCCGGGGUGGUUGAUUUUGUUAUUCUUGUAAUUUAUCGUACGAGACAUCUAUAGGCUGGAAUAUCAUAGAUGUUAUAAUUCCUGCUUAAGAAGGAAACUAUUAGAAUGUCAAUGCUAUGUAACUUAAAGAAUUUUUCUGCUUUACCGUGACAAAGUAAAUUAUGCAUCUAUUAAAAAAUGCGAUAACAAAAUUAUGGAAAACAGUUGUAUAUGUGCAAUGUUUAGUACAUCCUGCAUCUGAAGUGAUGAUUGACAUAUUUGUUUACUCUA
Vicia villosa (hairy vetch) is the source of this 682-nucleotide messenger RNA. Its product is annotated as sm-like protein LSM2. Gene Ontology annotation, biological process: mRNA splicing, via spliceosome. Lineage: Eukaryota; Viridiplantae; Streptophyta; Magnoliopsida; Fabales; Fabaceae. The coding region runs from base 145 to 426 and encodes 93 amino acids. The transcript has 3 exons. The record is from RefSeq and is a predicted model, not a curated record. Gene Ontology annotation, molecular function: RNA binding. Gene Ontology annotation, cellular component: U4/U6 x U5 tri-snRNP complex; P-body; precatalytic spliceosome.